Molecule: messenger RNA, 1590 nt
Organism: Hyposmocoma kahamanoa
Lineage: Eukaryota; Metazoa; Arthropoda; Insecta; Lepidoptera; Cosmopterigidae
Gene: PIG-A
Product: phosphatidylinositol N-acetylglucosaminyltransferase subunit A
Exons: 2
Coding region: 123-1439 (438 amino acids)
Biological process (GO): GPI anchor biosynthetic process
Cellular component (GO): glycosylphosphatidylinositol-N-acetylglucosaminyltransferase (GPI-GnT) complex
Molecular function (GO): phosphatidylinositol N-acetylglucosaminyltransferase activity
Source: RefSeq, a predicted model, not a curated record
CCAAAGAAUAAGGAAACAAAAUUUGAGAGUCGAGUUGCUGGAUUGUUUCCUGUUUCCAUCAUAAUUUUACAUUUUAAAUGUAUUUUUUUUAAAUAAAUAUAUACUGACAUUGUAUUUAUGAAAUGAGUAAGCAUACGGAACUUUCGAGAGGGAAAAAGAAGAGACAUGUGAUCUGUAUGACUUCAGACUUCUUUUAUCCUAACACAGGAGGUGUUGAAGAGCACAUCUACAACCUAGCUCAGUGUUUAAUCAAGCGCGGGCACAAAGUUAUAAUUAUUACUCAUUCCUAUGGCCAAAGGGUAGGAAUUCGAUAUUUAACUGCCGGUCUCAAGGUUUAUUACUUACCCAUAAAAGUUUUCUACGCUCAGUGUGUUCUACCAACAAUGAUCUGUAACAUAGCUCUCGUAAGAUACAUUCUUAUUAGAGAAUGUAUAGAAAUAGUUCAUGGCCAUUCGGCAUUCAGUGUCUUGGCACAUGAAGUAUCAAUUAUCGGUAAGCUAUUAGGACUGAAGACAGUAUUCACAGAUCACAGUUUAUUUGGUUUUGCAGACACCUCGGCAGUAUUAACAAAUAAAUAUUUACAAAUGUGUCUUUGUGAAUGUGAUCAUUGUAUUUGUGUAUCACAUACAGGGAAAGAGAAUACUGUGCUAAGAGCAAAAGUUAAAGCUCAUAAAGUGUCUGUGAUUCCUAAUGCAGUUGAUGCAUACAGUUUUACUCCAGACCCAAGUCAACGGGAUCCAAAGAUGAUAACCAUUGUCAUAGUAUCAAGAUUAGUAUACCGAAAAGGAGUUGAUCUUAUGGCUGCAGUAAUAGCAGACAUGUGUCCACGAUAUCCAAAUUUACGAUUUAUUGUAGGUGGGGAUGGACCUAAGAUGUGGUUAUUGCAGGAGGUGAGAGAAAGAAAGGGAUUCCAACACUGUGUCACUUUAUUAGGUAGUCUAAAACAUUCAGAAGUAAGGAAUGUUUUAGUGAAAGGGGAUAUUUUUUUAAACACAUCAUUGACAGAAGCUUAUUGCAUGGCGAUUGUAGAAGCUGCAUCAUGUGGUUUGAAGGUGGUAUCUACCAGAGUUGGUGGCAUUCCUGAAGUGUUGCCAGAAAGAAUGAUUUACUUGACAGAACCCAAUGUAGGCAGUUUGGUUGAGGGCAUAGAAAGAGCUAUGCAAGACAUAAAAAAAGGAAACAUUCUAUGUCCCUUUGAAUGCAAUAAAAUUGUUAGACAUAUGUACAAUUGGAUGGACAUAACUAGGAGAACUGAGAUUGUUUAUGGCAAAAUCUGUUUAAAUAAAAUUAAACCUUUAGGACAGCAACUACAGAGCUACCUAACUUGUGGCGUUUGGCCGUUUCUUUUAGUGAUCAGUUUAAUGUAUUUGUUACUACAACUUGUAGAGAAAAUUUACAAAAGAAAACAUAUUGACAUAGCUAGGGAUUUAAAACUAUAGUAUGGACAAAAGGAUUCAAAAUUAAAUUUUUAUUUUGGAAUGACAAUAUAAUACUAUGUUUCACACAAUCAUAAUAAAAAAGGACAAUGUUAAACCACUGAACUGUAAAAACAAGUAAAAUCAUAAUUUUAAAUAAAUAAUGAUUCAGAGA